GCUAUGGCUGCCUAAUAUACUUUGGAUUCCCCUCUGCUAGACCUGUGUGAUCAUUCUUCCACCUCUAGCAGGGUUGCCCUUAUAGUGCCAGAAGUAGGAGGUGUUCCAUUUUGAUGGAUUUAGCAGCAUGUUCGACACACUUGCUCCAUGAUGUCCAAUCACUGCCAUCAGAUUUCAACUCUGUGACUUUGUCAAAUGCUUUAUUGACAGACAUUUCAUCUUUGUCUUCUGUAUCUUCAUCUUCUUUGUAUAUCUCCUCUUCUGAUUCUUCAGAAUUGUGUUCUGGUUCUUCUGGAGGCUGCUUUACAGGUGGUAUUUGUACAGGAGGUGGAGAUUGUUGUACUGGGGAUGAAGAUUGAUGUCUUAUGUUUGCCAUCAUUCAGGUCACAGUUCGCUGAUGGAUUAAAUGACUUGAAAAAUAUAAAGGCCUCUACAGCAGAAACA
Marasmius oreades (fairy-ring Marasmius) is the source of this 444-nucleotide messenger RNA. RefSeq lists its product as uncharacterized. Bases 114 to 359 code for a protein of 81 amino acids. The transcript has a single exon. NCBI's taxonomy places the organism in Eukaryota, Fungi, Basidiomycota, Agaricomycetes, Agaricales, Marasmiaceae. The record is from RefSeq and is a predicted model, not a curated record.